AUGUUGGCCACUCGACCCCUUCUUUCGCUCAGCCUUGCUAGCCGCUCGGUCGGCCGCGUCGGCCUGCGCUCCGCCGGCGCCCUCCCCACCAUGGCGCUCCGAUCCAACUUGGCCGCCGCCCCUCGAUUCAUGUCGACGUCCAACAAGUCGAGCGCAAACGCACCUAUGACGAAGCUCACCCAGCAGCAGAACUUGGACUUGCUGAAUGAGCAGCGCGCACAGCGCCCCUCGAGCCCGCAUUUCACCAUUUACCAGCCGCAGAUCACUUGGUAUCUGUCGAUUAUCAACCGUAUCACUGGUACCGGUUUGAGUGUUUUGAUGUACGCCUACUUCUCGGCAUACGCAGGCUUCCCGCUCUUCGGCUCAGCUGAGGCGCUCUCGUCCGCCUCGCUCACCGACUUUGUCGCCACGCUCCCCGCCUGGUUCAAAACCGCCGUCAAGGUGCCCCUCGCGCUCGCCUUCACCUUCCACAGCUUCAACGGCCUCCGCCACUUGGCCUGGGACUGGGGCUACGCCCUCACCCUCAAGGGCGUCUACUCGACUGCCUACGUCGUCAUGGGCGCCACCGCCGUCUCCACCCUCGCCCUCCUCUUCAUUUAA
This is a messenger RNA of Sporisorium graminicola, 600 nucleotides long. RefSeq lists its product as uncharacterized. The record is from RefSeq and is a predicted model, not a curated record. Gene Ontology annotation, biological process: mitochondrial electron transport, succinate to ubiquinone; tricarboxylic acid cycle. The transcript has 2 exons. Bases 1 to 600 code for a protein of 199 amino acids. Gene Ontology annotation, cellular component: membrane. Lineage: Eukaryota; Fungi; Basidiomycota; Ustilaginomycetes; Ustilaginales; Ustilaginaceae. Gene Ontology annotation, molecular function: succinate dehydrogenase activity; electron transfer activity.